AUGUUUAGAACUACACCUCAGGGGAUUUUAAAUAAUCUAACUGGUUCCGUUUAUGCAAAAAGGCUCGUAUCCUACAGUUUGCCAAAAAUAUCUUUGUUGGAAAAUUUAAAAAUCUCUAAUGGAGAUUUCAAAGGAUUAUACUCUAAUAGAGCUGUGAAUGAAAUCUGGUUUAAGAGAGGAGAGCAGUUGGUAGCGGGAUUGAAUCAAUCACUUGAAGUUAAUCAGUUAAAAAACCCUCCUUCAAAUUUGGAAAGUUUAAUAGCUGGAAUCAUAAACAAACCCGAACUUUAUGGUCUUUUGUCCUAUGCAUCCUUACUUCACAACUUGCAAUUUGCUUUGGAAAGUUUACGCCCCAAUGAUGCAGAGUUCUCAAAUACACUAGUGAAAAAGGCAAAAGCAGACGACUUACUUAAAUCACCGUCAUUCGGUUUUGUAAAUGAACCUUUAAAUGAAGAUUUGAAAUCUUGGUUGAUUGAUUCCUUUGGCUCUAUUACAGAGUUCAGAACAUUGCUUUUAAACUCCGCAAAGGCGAUAAAUGGAGAUGGUUAUACCUGGUUAGUAGCUGAAAGCAACUUAAGUGAAAAUAGCUUUAGAAGUCCUAACAGACAAACCCAUUCAGGUCCAACUUAUAGCAACCUUGCGAUUGUAAACACCUAUAAUGCUGGUGUUGUUGAUGAUACUCUUAGAAGUGGACAAUUAACCAAGUUAAAGAUGCAAAAGGCAGCCAAACUUGCAGCUCUGAAGAAAAAAAUGGAGGAAAGAAGGAACAUAGAAAAUGAGGAACAUAAUGAUGAGUACAAGGGAGAAGAAGAGGAAGAUGAAAGUGCGAUAGAGAAUGACUUGUUACUAGGAUCUGUAGACGAAGCGGAAGCUAGUAUAUUGUUCAAUGAUAGAAAAUUAUUACCUUUAUUAGCAAUUGACGCUUCUUCCAGAAAUUACUUGUUGGACUACGGUGUCUUUGGCAAACAAUUCUACCUUGAUAACCUAUGGGAAUGCAUUGAUUGGGAUGUUGUAGCUUCUAGAUCACCUUCAAGAACGCAACAAUUUGUAAAAUUAGAUUAG
Messenger RNA from Priceomyces carsonii, 1062 nucleotides. RefSeq names its product mitochondrial 37S ribosomal protein mS43. NCBI's taxonomy places the organism in Eukaryota, Fungi, Ascomycota, Pichiomycetes, Serinales, Debaryomycetaceae. Gene Ontology annotation, biological process: superoxide metabolic process. Gene Ontology annotation, molecular function: metal ion binding; superoxide dismutase activity. The record is from RefSeq and is a predicted model, not a curated record. The transcript has a single exon. Bases 1 to 1062 code for a protein of 353 amino acids.